Microsporum canis CBS 113480 is the source of this 798-nucleotide messenger RNA. RefSeq lists its product as hypothetical. The transcript is spliced from 2 exons. NCBI's taxonomy places the organism in Eukaryota, Fungi, Ascomycota, Eurotiomycetes, Onygenales, Arthrodermataceae. Gene Ontology annotation, cellular component: Swr1 complex. Gene Ontology annotation, molecular function: nucleosome binding. The coding region runs from base 1 to 798 and encodes 265 amino acids. The record is from RefSeq and is a predicted model, not a curated record. Gene Ontology annotation, biological process: chromatin remodeling.
AUGUCUUCACUGAUCGAGGUGGUGUCUACGAAAGCUUCCAAGGCUCCAGGAUGGGAAUAUGUUCCUGCUGCGCGCUUUGAUGCCCCUGCCAGCAGCCGCAGGGAGACUGGCGCAAGGAAACGAGCUGCCAGAGAGAUUGGCGGCGACACCAACAAAACGCGAUCAGACUUAAAUUCAAGGCAGCGAAAUGCUAUUGCUAAGCAUUUAGAAGCCCUCGAUAAAGAGAAUCAUACAGAGACAUCGAUUCCCAUACCACCGAGACGUCAGAGAGAACAUACGGUCAAAGGCGUGAGAAGCAAAACUUCCUCCAAUACUCGAAAGAUAAUCUCUUCAGGGAAACAGUUCAAAAACUACCUUGCGGCUGAAGAGCCUACUACCCUCGCGCUCUCUGCAUCCUCCGGGACAACUGCAACCACUCUAAGCCAGCGUUCGAACGCCCCUAAACAACCCGAACUCCCAGUCCCACAAGCAGAUACCAACGCUAAUCGCCCACUUCCUGAGACACGACAUCAACCCUCAGAUCUAAUUGUGUCCGAAUCUGACAAUGACCCGCUCUUACGAUCUUAUAUCCCGGCAGCACCCUCUGAGCGCAUAAUGAUGGCCCUCGUUUCGGAACCGCCUCUGUCUUAUCAUGCCUCCCGUGCCACGUUGCCCGCUAAUACUAAGCCCCCGAGACAUUUUUGCAGUAUAUGUGGUUAUUGGGGUAAGGUUAAAUGCAUCAAGUGCCAUGCAAGAAUCUGUGGACUGGAAUGCUCCAGGAUCCACCAAGAGACUAGAUGUGACCGAUUUUAUGCCUGA